Molecule: messenger RNA, 4342 nt
Organism: Venturia canescens
Lineage: Eukaryota; Metazoa; Arthropoda; Insecta; Hymenoptera; Ichneumonidae
Product: adenylate kinase 8
Exons: 8
Coding region: 137-1720 (527 amino acids)
Biological process (GO): nucleobase-containing compound metabolic process
Cellular component (GO): cytoplasm
Molecular function (GO): nucleoside diphosphate kinase activity; AMP kinase activity; ATP binding
Source: RefSeq, a predicted model, not a curated record
UUUUGGACCAUAUAUAUACGUAUGUCGUACGGUCGUACGUCACUGUGUGCCGUAUUCAACGAGGCUAAGGAGGCUAACUUUGCAUUAGCAAUAACCCAAUUCGCAAAAUAGAUUUACAGUACUGCACGCUUGCGUUAUGAUUGGAAGUAUUUUGAAAUCAAUCUUCGUUUUUUAUUUAUUAGAUUUGAUCAAUAACUUUUGUGAAUUUGAAUUGAAUUGCUAUAAUCGCGUUCUUUUUCAAUGGAGAUGUUUUUCGCAAUGUUUCAUUAGACAGCUGGUUUUCGGCUUGUUUGACAUUCGACGUCUGUCAAGUGUAACGUAUAAAAGAAUGUUGGGAUCUGUAGAUGCAACAAAGAGACCUCUCAAAAUUCCUGCGAAAUUCGUGCCUUACAUGGAAAAGCACAGAAUUUAUGAGUUGUUUCACGAGCUCGCCACAGGAUUGAUAAUCCAACAACCCUCGGAUCCGAUCCUUUACUUGAAACAGAGCUUGAGACUGGCGUCAAAGAAACGUGAUCUUCCACGAUUGAUUCUUCUCGGUGAACCGUAUUCAAAAAUACUCGCUUUGGCUAGUAUCCUCCAAACAAAAUUAGGAUUGAAGCUUAUUACGCUCUCAGACGUGCAAAAAGUGACUCCCGCAAUUGAGGAAGAAAAUCUUAGCGAGGAAGACAUUGUCAGGAAUCUGAGCGUUAUCCUGAAAGAGUUCGCGAUCGAUUUCACCGGUUGGAUUCUCGUCGGUCUGCCAAGAACGAGGAGAGAAGGUCGAGCGAUUCAGCGUGCCGGCGUAAUACCGACGCACGUUCUGGAAAUCCUAACCUCACCACAAAAGCCAUGUGCGAAGCCAGAAAGUUCUGGAAACGAGAGUCACUUUCGGGGCUUGAGGGAGCUGUACAAGAAUUCGUUGAUCAAAGUGGAGACCGGCGAUAGGGACGCGAACGCUCUUGCCGAAGCUUGUGCAACGAUGGCAAAGAAAAAAAAGCAUUGCGGCGCUCCCUGCUUGUUUCGUGUCGCCCUCAUCGGGCCUCGAGGUUCCGGCUGUCGCAGCGUCGCGAAUUAUCUUUCGCACAGAUUUAAACUCGUCCACGUCGACUUUGACCGAAUUUUGGAGCAAACGCGAUUGCAGGAAAACUGUUUCGGGCGAGCUCUGAGAGAGAUCGAGUAUCGGUGGGGCAAGCGGCCUAAGCCCGACGUCAGAAUCCGCGUCGUUAUGAAAUAUUUGCUUGGUCCGGAGUGCACGAAACGAGGAUGGGUUCUGACGGGCUACCCGACGACGGUCGAAGAUUUCAAGCUCUUGGACGCGUCGGACACGCCUCCAAACAGGGUGAUUUUUGUCAACCUGAGUAAAACGACACUGCGAGAAAGAAUAAUGAGCCGUUCGGAUGAGGCUGCGACGAGCAACAGUGAGUAUUCCCAAGAAAAGGAGCUUUUCAUCACCGAUGAUGAAGGGACUGUGCAGAGUGAGAUCGAGGAGUACGCGAAAAACGUGACCGCUUUGAAGGCGUACGUGGGAGCGUCCGGCUCGGAAGUGGACGGAGACGUGGGAGAAAGAAAUCUCGGGGAGAGAGUUGAAGCUUGUCUGAUGAGGCCAGCGCCCUCGGCGCCACCGCGAGUAGGAAAAUCGCGGAAUAAACUCGAGCCGAUCGAAUUCGAACCCGACGACGAGCCCGACCAUCGGGCGCUCGAUCGACUCCGCGGAACGGAAUCGAUUUUGUCAUUCUUCUAAAACACAAUCUCGAUUCUCAAACUUGACGAUUUUUGAGGCCAACCGUAGCUUUUCGUUUUCUAAAAUAAACCGAUAAAUUGACGAUCGGUACCGACGUCGAGUGGGAUUGGAAGCGAAUGAAAGCGAAGUUUGACGUUUGAAUAAAUUCCCCUCGGUGAACGAUCGAAGGAAAGCACUCUGCUGCCCCGCUAAGGGCACUCGAUGUAUUUCGAGGGGUUGCUUGGCUCGAGCCUCGAAGUUUUCCUGUGCACAGGGAAGGGAGAGGGAGCAUGGGGUUCGAGGGGUUGAUAGGACCGAAUGGGUUCGACCUCCUCGUACUUUCUGGGCUCCUGACCAACGAAGCAUCUCGUUGUCGCAACGUCACGUUACGUAAUCAGUCGUAGAAGAUCAUACGCGCAUGAAUCUCGUGAGGCGUCGUCCCCUCGGAAGUCUCGGUGACGAAUCGCGAGCUUUUUUUCAUGCGUCCACAAACGUAUUGGGAGAAAUACAGCGAUACAGCGCGCAUCAAAACUUAGAUAUGAGAAACAACAAGGCUGCGCCGAAUUGAGGACACGGUCGAGCCCAUUCACUCGGAGGUGGUUUUUCUACACGCAACUCGAACGAUACAUCGAGCUUUCGCGGGGUUGAAAGAACGCGGAAAACAUAGGAGCCAUGGAAGUUGGCGACACGACUAUACCCACCCUCGAAAUCAACCCCUUGCUCCUUACUGCGAUCCCCAUUUCUCCAAUUUAUUGUAUAUUUAUAUAUAUUAUUAUAUAGAUUACAUGUAUCUUGUGUUGUAGCACACACGCGGUUCCCAGGUCAGCUGGACUCGAACAUGUGCGUCUGAGCAUAACUCGGGGGCGUGGACUCGGGACUUUGGGAAGAAUUCAACGUCCGAGGCGUUCCACGUGUUCGAAAUUGGACGAGUGUUGAUUACAUUUUUCAAAAUCGAGCCUCGUCGAUGAGCUUUUUUGACGGAAAAGAAGUUUUGACACUCGUGGAUUCAUUUUGGGUGGGGGCGGAUGAGAGGAGUCGAAAAAUUGGAUGAAUAUCAUUCUAAGGAAUAAUCGUCAGGGGCUUGAGUCGGCGAUUUUUUUCGUCGAGUCAGAAAUUUUGUUAAUUCGGACACUAAUUUGUUGGCCCGAAAAAGGUUUCUGGCGAAAAGGUCGCUGGAUCAACAGAGGUUUUGCUGAAUUGAGUGUAAUUUUUUGUCACGAUUCGUCGGCCCGACAGAAAAUUCUGUUGACUCGGCAAAUUUUUUCGUUUUUAUGUAUAUUUUUUUUCUGUCACAUUUUAUACAUGGAAUGGACAGACGCGCAGGAGAAAAGUUGGUAAACCGACAGCGGAAAGAAUUCGUGUGUUUCGGAACGUGAAAUUCCGUGUACUCGUGAUAAAUUUGCCUGCGAGUCGAAGUAGAUCGGAAGGCGGGAUGAGUUAACCACGAAUAGACUGUAGCGUGGCGAAUUCUCGCCUACGCUAAUGCCCGUAAUUGCCUCAAACGCGAAGCAUAUUUCCGGAUCAAGGGCACAUGAAACGGAGAAGGUUCGUUGGCAGGCUCUCGCAGGAUAGGGUCGAGGCGAUCCUGCGCAAAAGGACGAACUUCGACCCCCGGCUCGUCUGCGAAUGUCCAAGGGGUUAUUGCUACGCGCGGUGGAUCGUCUCCCAGGGGAAGGGCGUUUUCCUUCUUCCUACCAACCCCGAAGAUUCACCCUCCGAUUAACAGGGACCCAGAGUUCGAAUUUUCAUCCUACGAAACACCUCAAGACGCACGUGGCGUCUUGGCGAUCAGGAUCCCAUGAGUUUUGAGAAAAUGCCAACUUCUCCCUCGUCCUGAACUCGAACGAGGUCACACUUUAAUAGAAAAUCCACAAAACUUACAAAAACGAACGUUCUGCAACGGGCAACUUCAAAAAGACUUUUUUUUUUUUUUUUGUUAAAUCCUAAUCAAUCGAGGAACAAAACAUUCUGAUCGAGCUCUCGAAAAAUCGUUUGCCCCAACCGAUCGUUUCCUGACCCCCCUCAUCAAUGUUGAAGGACCCAAAAAAUCUGACAGACCAACAAGAAUGAAAAGCUGGUGCCAGACAUUCGCCUUCCCUGUUUCCUCUCAUCCUGGACCAGUUGCCGGAUCUACAAACAGGACUCUGAUCGAACACUGUGUCAGAGUUACCGGAUGAAAACAGGAAGUCCGAUCUUAGGGUAGUAGAGGCCAAGGGAGGUCGGUUGGGAGGUCCAGGAUCUUCGUGUCUCUAAUUAAAUCAGCUUGGCCUGGAUGGUCUUAUGCACGGAGAAAACGGGCUCGUUUUGUAUAGUGAGGAAUAUAUUAUUUUUCAAGAAUCUUCAAAGUAUUUAACCAUCGAUUACAAAGAGCAUAGUUUUUUUUUUGAUUUUCCUAUUUUUCCUCCCUUGAAUUCUAAACUGUUUUAUGUAGAUAGCAAAAAGUGUGAUGCACGUGAUAACUAUAUUUCGUUUUGUUUUCGAGUGUUAUUCCUCAUGUCAGACCAGCACUUACCGAUGAGUGGAAAUGUAUUGUAAAUAACAAAUUUGUGGUGAAUUUAAAAUCUAGCGCCAAGCGCACAUAGGUAGGGACAGUCGACUGACCACCGUUUACCCCCUCUUAAUUGUAGAAAUUUAGGGAGAUCG